Messenger RNA from Oryctolagus cuniculus (rabbit), 2409 nucleotides. It is a transcript of the gene PRAME, whose product is annotated as PRAME nuclear receptor transcriptional regulator. Gene Ontology annotation, cellular component: cytoplasm. The record is from RefSeq and is a predicted model, not a curated record. NCBI's taxonomy places the organism in Eukaryota, Metazoa, Chordata, Mammalia, Lagomorpha, Leporidae. Gene Ontology annotation, biological process: negative regulation of cell differentiation; negative regulation of apoptotic process; negative regulation of DNA-templated transcription.
UUCGUCUUGCCGGGCCGAGGCCGGCAACCGCCGCUGCCAUUUUGAUUUUGGACUCACUUCCGGGACCCUCCGCGCCGGGCCGUGGCUGGAAGUGGGUCCAGCCGGCCCCCCACAGCGAGGCUCUCCUGACAUCUCCUGUGCAGAAAGAAUAUUCCUUGAGUUGCCUCUGGGGUCGCUCUCCCGCCCUUUUCUGGAACCCCAGGUCUGCUCAGACAGACAGCCCUAGCUAGCAUCGUGGCCUCUGUGUGUUCAGACAAACAAAAAGCAACGAUCUGGCUCUUCGGAUGGUUCUUACACAGAGCCAUUGCCUUCGUGGAAUAGCCUCGUGACAAACGUCCUGAGAAGCUUCGUCCAUGUAACCAGAGCCAUCUUACAGAAUUGUGAUCACCCAGAAAUGAUGGGUUCCCCUCCUAAGGGUCGCGGAGAUGAGCAGCCCAGCCCUCCCAAAGCUCUUGGAACUUGCAGCCCACAGCCUGCUGAGCAGCGAGGCCUGGGGGAUCCCUGCCUUGGAAGAGUUCACGGUGGACCUCUUCCCACCGCUGCUCACCGCAGCCUUCGCCAGGGGGCGCAAGAAGGCCGUGAAAGCCCUGGUGCAGGCCUGGCCCUUCCCUUUCCUGCGCCUGGGCUCCCUGAUAGUGCAGUGGCCCAGACAAGACAGCUUGCAGGCCGUGCUGGACGGCCUGGAGGACUGCCCGGGCCCCGGGGCCUGGCCCAGCAGGAGGUCGGAACUGAGAGUGCUGGAUCUGACCCUGGACUUCCAGCAGGUCCAGAGUAAAGGGGUCUCGGAGGCCCUGGCCAGGUUCCCGUUUUGGUUACCAUCGACCGUGAAGGCGGAGGCGUCCCAGGCCACGGCGGGGCCCAGGCUGGCAGAGAACACGAGGAGAGGGCCAAAGCAGCCCCGAGAGCCGGUGGAGCUGCACAUCGAUCUUUUCCUGCGUGGCCCCUUCAAGCUGGACACGUUCCUCUCGGGCCUCCUGACCAAAGUGGAGCAGAGCGGCGGGGCCCUGCGCCUGUGCUGUCGGGAGCUGCACAUCGAGGAGGUGCCCUUCAGCAGCCUCACAGGCAUCCUGCGGACGCUGCAGCUGCCCUGCGUCCAGGAGCUGGAAGUCUUCGACUGGUUCCGCGCGCUCUCGGAGCAGAGUCUGUUCGCCACGCAGCUGGGCAGGAUCUGCAACCUGCAGAGCCUCAAGCUGGCCUACUAUCACUGGGCCUUCUCUCCCGAGGGCGAGCAGUCCUCCACCUACUUCCUGUCGCAGCUCAGCAAGCUGGCCCACCUGCAGAAGCUCCACCUCUCCUACUCCUACCUCUCGGGCAACCUCCACCAAGUGCUCAGCUGUCUGCAGGCCCCACUGCUUGCCCUGGAGAUCCGCUCCUGCACCCUCCUGGACACCGACGUCACCUACCUGUCCCAGAGCCCCCAUGCCACGUGCUUGAAGAGACUGGACCUGAGCGGCAACAACCUGUCCUACAUGGUGCCAGGGCCCCUGGAGACCCUGCUGGGGCAGGUGUCGGGGACGCUACAGCACCUGGACCUGAACCACUGCCGGCUGAAAGACGCCCACCUCAGCGCCAUCCUGCCCGCCCUGUGCCGCUGCUCCCGCCUCAGCUCCCUGGGCCUGUCCGACAACCCGGUGUCGCGGGCCGGCCUCCUGAGCCUGCUGGAGCGCACCGCCACGGGCCUGACGGAGCUCAAGCGCGUUCUCUACCCGAUCCCGGUCGAGUGCUGCGUCUACCUGCACGGCCUCUCCUGGGGGCCGGUCAAUAAGGACAAACUGUGCCAGGUGCAGGCCGAGAUGCAGACGCUGCUGCAGGCCGUGCAGCGCGCCGACAUGCUCUGGAGCCCGCCGCUGCCCUCGCCCCUGCCCGUGAGGCUGGUGCAAUUCGACUGAGGGCCCGGGAGCCACAGACCUCCUGCCGGGGGCGUGGACAUAAACCAAACUUCCACAGCGACCGUCCGGUGCGUUCUGCUCCGCCCAGACCCUGCCCUGUUUGGACCGUUCCUCCCAGCCGCAUCCCUCACGGAGGCGCUGUGCCGUCAGGCGGUGGGGGUGCAGAGACCACAGCAGCCCCAGCCUGCCCCCCGCCCCCCCGGAGAUCACUCCCUCUCCUCGGCUUCAUGCUUCUGGCUGCUCACUCGGUUUCUCUGCCCUGUUCUUUGCUUCCGGAGAGGGUGAAAUGGGGCCUCGGCCGACUUGCCCAGUUCCCAGGGGUGGGGGUGGGGGCUGCUGGGAGGCAGAGGUGGGCGUGGCCCUUGACCGUGCACCCACAUGUGCACGUGGUCUCCCAGGCACUGCCGUCCUGGGACUGGGUGCCUGGGCGACCCAGGACACAUCUGGCACUGGAGGAGACCUCAGCCUCUUAGGACGCCGGCGCUGCAGGGGCCGAGUCACAGAAGCAGCAGGAGUGGCC